UUUAGGCCGUGCACGCUUUGGCCUUUUGUUCUAAGAGACGAUGUUUUCACAACAAACGUGACUAAUCUGUUAAUCUCCUAUGACAAUUUAAUUACGUUGUUUUAAUAAAGUCACAUUAAUUUGCACUAACACGAUUAUCACCUUGUGAUUCAGAUCACAACGAGAGGUAUUUUGGCGCCUUUUUCAAAAUGGCGGCUCUCACAUGUUGUCACUUGCAACACUUCGUUCGUCUGCAUUGAAGAAUAUUCAGCGAAAUCUGGUCUCCUGAGGACACUAGACAUGAACUUUUCUGAGCUGUUUAGACAAUCACAUCAUCUGUGCAAAUUUUCGCCUGAUGGCAAAUACUUGGCAUCAGCCACAGACUACAGGCUCGUGAUUCGAGAUGUUGAAACAUUGCAAAUACAACAUCUGUAUUCCUGUCUUGAUGGCAUCCAGUGCAUUGAGUGGUCAGCUGAUUCUGAUUUCAUCCUCUGUGGAAUGUUUAAGAGAGGCAUUGUGCAGGUAUGGUCCAUAGAACAGCCAGAAUGGAACUGUAAGAUUGAUGAGGGCUCGGCAGGGCUGAGUGCUGUACGAUGGAGCCCUGAUGGUCGACAUAUCCUCACAACAGCUGAUUUUAAUCUUCGAAUCACAGUCUGGUCUCUCGUUACCAAGUCUGUGUCCUACAUCCGAUAUCCAAAGCAAUGUGAAAAAGGCAUUGACUUCAGCUCUGGUGGGAAGUACAUGGCCCUGGCCGAGAGACGAGACUGCAAGGACUACGUCAGCAUCUUUGCCUGUAGCACCUGGGAGCUGGUCAAGCAUUUUGAUACGGACACAGAAGAUCUGGCGGGGCUGAAGUGGUCCCCAGAUGGGCGGGUCCUGGGAGUGUGGGAGUCACCAGUCAAUUACAAGAUGCUGAUCUACUCCCUGGAUGGGCGUUGCCUGGCAACCUACACAGCGUAUGACUUUGCACUUGGCAUCAAGAACAUUGCAUGGUCACUGUCCAGUCAGUUCCUCGCCAUCGGCAGUUUCGAUGAAAAGGUGCGGAUUCUCAAUCACAUCACCUGGAAGAAGGUGGCGGAGUUCUCCCAUCCCUCCACAGUCGAGAACAACAAUGUUGUCGUGUAUAAAGAGGUUGAGACGCGGGCUCCCAUUCCAUCAGCAGAGUUACCCGCCCCUACUACAACACUGUUCACCGCACAGAGUAAAUACGAUGUUGAGGCAACACCAGCCAAACUACCUGUUGUGAAACCAGCCUCCAACAAGGCCAACCCCAAGCUGGGUGUGGGAACGGUGGCGUUCAGUCAUGACUGUAAAUACAUGUAUACCAAAAAUGACAACAUGCCGAACGCGCUGUGGAUCUGGGAUGUUCAGAAACUCACACUGUCUGCCGUUCUGGUUCAAGCAGCACCCAUCAAGUGUGUGCAGUGGGACAGCAGCCAGACCCGACUAGCUCUGUGUACGUCUACCAACAAGCUGUACAUGUGGUCAGCCAGUGGAUGCUUGUCUGUGGAGAUUCCUGCUGAAGCCUCGUUCCAGGUGAGCUCCUUACAGUGGCACAAGGAAGGCAAAGCCCUGCUGCUAAUGGGGAAGGAACAAAUGUGUGUGUGCUUCGUAACCAACGCCAACAACACACACAAUGAUGAAUGAUGCAGUUGUCUCCCCUUCUGCAGGCAUUAAAUGUGAUAUUUUCGGUGUAUAUGAAGCCUCAAUGUAUACGUGAUAUUCUGUCCUCAUCAGCGUUUGUAUAUUGUAGAAUCAAGGUGUAUAUAGGAGACAGAUCUUCUUUGUUUAUGGUAUAUCUUGCAUCGUAUGUUAUUUGUUUUUACAAAAGCCUGAUCAUACUUGUGAUAUAAAGUACUUAUGCCCAAAA
Molecule: messenger RNA, 1849 nt
Organism: Haliotis rufescens (red abalone)
Lineage: Eukaryota; Metazoa; Mollusca; Gastropoda; Lepetellida; Haliotidae
Product: WD repeat-containing protein WRAP73-like
Exons: 14
Coding region: 280-1626 (448 amino acids)
Biological process (GO): mitotic sister chromatid segregation; protein localization to mitotic spindle pole body; microtubule anchoring at mitotic spindle pole body
Cellular component (GO): microtubule organizing center; MWP complex; mitotic spindle
Molecular function (GO): protein binding
Source: RefSeq, a predicted model, not a curated record